Messenger RNA from Naumovozyma dairenensis CBS 421, 972 nucleotides. It is a transcript of the gene PHO85, whose product is annotated as cyclin-dependent serine/threonine-protein kinase PHO85. NCBI's taxonomy places the organism in Eukaryota, Fungi, Ascomycota, Saccharomycetes, Saccharomycetales, Saccharomycetaceae. Gene Ontology annotation, cellular component: cytoplasm; nucleus. The coding region runs from base 1 to 972 and encodes 323 amino acids. Gene Ontology annotation, biological process: protein phosphorylation. Gene Ontology annotation, molecular function: ATP binding; cyclin-dependent protein serine/threonine kinase activity. The transcript is spliced from 2 exons. The record is from RefSeq and is a predicted model, not a curated record.
AUGUCUUCUUCAUCAUCACAAUUCAAACAAUUGGAAAAAUUAGGGAACGGAACAUAUGCGACUGUAUACAAAGGUUUAAACAAAUCCACGGGAGCCUUUGUUGCUCUUAAAGAAGUGAAAUUAGAUUCCGAAGAAGGAACCCCGUCCACUGCGAUCCGUGAAAUUUCACUCAUGAAAGAAUUAAAACAUGAAAACAUAGUUCGAUUAUAUGAUGUUAUCCAUACAGAGAAUAAAUUAACAUUAGUAUUUGAAUAUAUGGAUAAUGAUUUAAAGAAGUAUAUGGAUUCACAAAGUACUGGGAAUACACCACGUGGGUUAGAAUUGAACCUAGUUAAAUAUUUCCAAUGGCAAUUAUUUGAAGGAUUAGCAUUUUGUCAUGAGAAUAAGAUAUUACAUCGUGAUUUAAAACCACAAAAUUUAUUGAUUAAUAAGAAGGGACAAUUGAAAUUAGGUGAUUUUGGGUUAGCUCGUGCCUUUGGUAUCCCCGUGAAUACAUUUUCUAGUGAAGUGGUGACGUUAUGGUAUCGUGCACCUGAUGUUCUUAUGGGUUCAAGAACGUAUACUACAUCUAUUGAUAUUUGGUCAUGUGGUUGUAUCUUAGCGGAGAUGAUUACUGGGAAGGCAUUAUUCCCUGGAACUAAUGAUGAUGAACAAUUGAAAUUAAUAUUUGAAACUAUGGGGACACCAUCAGAGGCUACAUGGCCAGGUGUAUCUACUUUACCUAAAUAUAAUCCAAAUUUUGCUCAAAGAUUACCCAAGGAUUUAAGAAUGGUUUUGCAACCAUAUUGUAAAGAGAAUUUGGAUGAUAAUGUGUUGGGAUUGCUGAAUGGAUUGUUACAAUUGAAUCCAGAUUUAAGAUUGAGUGCCAAACAAGCAUUGCAUCAUCCAUGGUUUGCUGAAUACUACCAACAUUUUUCUCCUGAACAACAGCAACAGCAACAGCAACAGCAACAGCAACAGCAACAGCAAUAG